CAAGUAGCAAGUUAGGACGAAGGAGCUGAGGCACGCUGUAGCACUGUCCUUCCAUCUCGGUUCUGGUGGGAAUCGGAGGACUGGAGCAGGUCUGGGUCCCUAGGGAAUGGAUCGGGUAUGGCGCGCGUGGUUCCGAAAGUGCGUCAAAGAGAAAGGAUCGUCUGCACCUGGCUCCCAGAGCAUCGUAGUCUCCUGGCUCAACCGGGCCGAGUGGGACCAGGUGACGGUCUAUCUAUUUUGUGAUGAUCAGAAAUUGCAGCGGUAUGCACUGAACCGCAUUACUGUGUGGAGGAGCAGUGCUGGACUGUGGCCCUUUAGGUUAGGCAACGAACUCCCCCUGGCAGUGGCUUCUACUGCUGACCUGAUACGCUGUAAGCUCAUGGAUGUUACUGGUGGCUUGGGCAUGGAUGAACUUAGACUGCUCUAUGGCAUGGCAUUGGUCAGGUUUGUGAAUCUUAUCUCAGAGAGGAAGACAAAGGAUGCCAAGCUCCCCCUCAGAUACCUGGCUCAGGAGGUGAAUAUUCCAGAUUGGGUUGUUGAACUUCGCCAUGAGCUGACCCACAAGAAAAUGCCACAUAUAAAUGACUGCCGCAGAGGCUGUUACUUUGUACUGAACUGGCUCCAGAAGACAUACUGGUGUCAUCAAUUGGAGAAUAGCAUGAGAGACACCUGGGAUUUGGAGGAGGACAGAGGACAAAUAGAAGAACAAGAGGAAAAUAAUGUUAUUGAAGAUGUGGAACCAAAAUCAGAGCCUCAGGAUGAAGGGAAAGGUGCUGAGUUGAAUGUCAGGGGUGAUGGAGACAAUAAAAGUAAUGAAGAGGUGGAUUCUCCUUGUGAAAAGACUCUGAGACAUAAGGAGUUAUAUGAAAGAUCCCGAGAAUUGCUUGUAUCAUAUGAAGAGGAACAGUUUAAGGUGCUGGAGAAACUUAGGCAUUUACCUCGGGCCAUUAAGAUUUGGAGUAAUCCAUCCCCACGUGUAGAAUGCAUCCUGGCAGAACUCAAGGGCAUUUCAUGGGAGAACAGAAAUGCUGUGCUGGAUGCUUUUCUGGAUGAUGGUUUCCUCAUUCCCACAUUUGAGCAGCUGGCAGCUUUGCAGAUAGAGUAUGAAGAUGGUCAGACUGAGGUCCAGAGAGGGGAAAGUACUGAUCCAAAGUCACACAAAAACAUGGACUUGAAUGACGUCUCGGUGCCAAAGCCAUUCUCUAAGUUCUGGCAGCCUCUGCUCAGGGGCCUGCACUCUCAGACCUUCACACAGGCCCUGCUGGAGAGGAUGUUCUCUGAGCUGCCAACCUUAGGGAACAGUGGGAUCCGGCCCACCUACAUCCUUAGAUGGACCAUUGAACUGAUCGUGGCCAACACCAAAACUGGACGGAAUGCUCGACGGUUUUCUGCAAGCCAAUGGGAAGCAAGAAGGAGCUGGAGGCUGUUCAACUGUUCUGCCUCCCUUGACUGGCCCCAAGUGGUUGAGUCCUGCUUGGGCUCACCUUGUUGGGCCAGCCCCCAUCUCCUUCAGCUUGUCUUCAAAGCCAUGGGGCAACUCUUGCCUGAUGAGGAACAGGAGAAGCUGCUGCGCAUUUGUUCCAUUUAUACCCAGAAUGGAGAGAACAGCCAGACAAAGCCAGCCUUAGGGUCCACUCCCACUGGGAAGUGUCCAUACACACCUGACACUCUUAAUUGGAGCCUAAGACAAGCUGCCACCAAUUGUGGGUCUGGAGAUAAGGUCCAGCAGCAGAAGCAGCAGGGCAGCCUUAAUGAUGUCAAGCAAGAGGAGGAAGAGGAAGAGGAAGAGGAGGAGGAAGAGGAGGAAAAGGGCUUGCAAGACCAGAUGGAGGAAGAAGAGGAAGAAGAAGAGGAGGAAGAGGAAAGUGAUGAUCUGGAAGAGGAAGAGGUGGAUGAAGACGAGGAAGAAGAAGAUGAUAGUGAAGAGGAAGACAGAAUGGAAAUGGAACCUUUUUCGGCCAUGCAGGAAUCCUUCACUGUUGAGAAUGCUAGGAUUAUGACCCAGAAAAGAGAAGCUUUGCAGGGUUCAGCAUGGCAAGUUAGCUCUGAAGAUGUUCGAUGGGGCACAUUCCCCAUAGGCCGAAUGCCAGGUCAGACUGAGGACCCAGCAGAGCUUAUGCUGGAGAAUUAUGACACCAUGUAUCUCUUGGACCAGCCUGUGUUAGAGCAACGGCUAGAACCUCCUAAGUGCAAGAGUAGCACCCUGAGCCUAAGCUGUGCUGGAGGCAGUGGCAACUGCACCAACAACAGCAGCAACUUUGAGGGCCUUCUCUGGAACCAGGGGCAACUACAUGGGCUCAAAACUGGCCUGCAGCUCUUUUGAUGAUUGCCCUGAUGCAAGUGUUCAUACAGCUCUGCUGGGGUAACAGCCUGAUGCUCAUUGAUGCAACCUGGGGGACAUCCUGGAUCGGCCACCUCCAUUCAGCUUUCUAUCACAGUGGAAUUAUGGAUAUUUUCCCUCUUUUUGUUUUGUUUAAAAAAAUAAACACAAAACUUUU
Jaculus jaculus (lesser Egyptian jerboa) is the source of this 2498-nucleotide messenger RNA. It is a transcript of the gene Las1l, whose product is annotated as LAS1 like ribosome biogenesis factor. Gene Ontology annotation, cellular component: preribosome, large subunit precursor; Las1 complex. The record is from RefSeq and is a predicted model, not a curated record. The transcript is spliced from 14 exons. The coding region runs from base 107 to 2323 and encodes 738 amino acids. Lineage: Eukaryota; Metazoa; Chordata; Mammalia; Rodentia; Dipodidae. Gene Ontology annotation, biological process: maturation of 5.8S rRNA; maturation of LSU-rRNA. Gene Ontology annotation, molecular function: endonuclease activity.